AUGAAAAGUCUAAUUAAUAUCCCCCAUCAACCAGAUGCCAGAAACUGCUGGUUUUCAGACUCCAGAUUUCAAGCCUUAGACCGAAAGGCUAAUGGCUGGACUUUGGUGGCCCGAGUUACUGAAGGAAUAUCUCCAGAGUCAGACUUUGACGCUGAAAAAGACUUGUCUGAAGGUCCACUGACAGAGGUGGAGGUGGUGGAGGGAGGAAGAGUCCUGCUGCCCUGUGAGGUCACUCCUCCCAUAUCCAGUGACGAUACAAUUCUCGUUCUCUUCUACCGUGGCACCUUUGGCACUCCCAUAUACAGCAUCGACGAGCGGAAUGGAGCGUUGCGCGGCGGUCAGCACUGGUCUGACGAAGCAGUUCUGGGCGAUCGUGCGAGCCUCGACCUGUCAGCCAGGCCGCCAGGUCUGGUCGUUCACCCAGUGCGUGCCUCGGACCACGACCAGUACCGCUGCCGGGUCGACUACCGCUCUAACCCCACCAGGAACGUACGCAUCCAGCUGCAUGUGGUCGUUCCCCCUCGGAGGUUGACGGUGGUGAGUGAGGCUGGCCUGGAGGUCAGUGGCAUCAUCGGGCCUUACCCUGUCGGGGCCUCCCUCACACUACACUGUCGAGCUGAAAACGGUCGCCCUCCGCCGCAGGUCUCAUGGUGGUCCAAGGCGACCCUGCUGGACGACCUCAUUGAGGACAGACGAGGGGAGGUGACCCUCAACACCCUGACCUUGGAGGCCCUCACACGGGCUGACCUCUACCGCCUCCUGACCUGUCAAGCCGUCAACUCCAAUCUCUCCACUCCCACCGCUGUCACGCUCACUAUUGACAUGACGUUUCCGCCCGUAAGCGUGAAGAUCGGGGUACCGACAGACAGCCUGGCAGAGGGUGAACGCUACAGAUUACUUUGCGAAUCUUCCGGCAGCCGACCGACAGCGAAGAUCACCUGGUGGAAGGAUGGGAUGCUCAUGACGGAUGCCACAACACAGGUGUUCCAGGAGGGCAAUGUGAGUCGUUCAACCUUGCAGUUAACACCAAUUCUAGCUGACCAUGAUAGAUACAUCUCCUGUCGGGCUGAGAAUCCUCUCUUGACGUCACAAGUCAUCGAAGACGUCCUCAAACUGGACGUCCGAUACAAGCCGAGACUGUCCUUAGCGGCCGGACAGAAUUUGGACAUGGAGGAUAUCAAAGAGGGCGACGAUGUCUACUUUGAGUGUGGCAUCGAGGCCAACCCCAGGGUGUACAAGGUGCAAUGGUUCCAUGAUGGCCGGGAGCUAAGUCACAACGUGACUGCAGGAGUAAUCAAGAGUAAUCAGAGUCUCGUACUCCAACGGGUCAAUCGAGGCUCGACUGGGGAGUACUCCUGCUCGGCCUCGAAUCUUGAAGGAUCAGGAGAUUCCAAUUCCGUUCAGCUCAGUGUGAAGUUCGCACCCACCUGCCGGUCGGGCCAGAAGGUGGUGUAUGGCGCCGGCAAGAACGAACAGCUCAAUGUAACCUGCAGCGUCGAGGCCCAUCCUGAACCCACCGCCUUCAGGUGGGCGUUCAACAGCUCCUCGGAGGUGACGGAGAUCGCCAGCAGUAAGACCUGGGUGCUUGGGGACGGCCUCAGCCAGGUCUCCUACACCCCACGUUCGCAUCUCGAAUAUGGCUCUCUUCUCUGCUGGGCCUCCAACCACGUCUCAAGACAGGUCCAACCUUGUAUCUACCACAUUAUACACGCCUCGCCCCCGGACCCCGUAAACAACUGCACGGUGGAAAACAUUAGCUCAACGGGCGUGGGCAUCCGUUGCCAGGCCGGAUGGGACGGUGGGCUGAGCCAGACCUUCACCCUCUCGGCUAGCCACGCCCGCGCCCAUACCAGCGCCCACCAGGCCAAGAAAGACCCCCGGGUCCUGGCCAACACCUCCACGUCCCCUCGGCCGGAGUUCAGCUUGACGGGUCUUCAGCCCGGCACAGAGUACGUCCUGACUAUCUUAGGCGUCAACAAGAAGGGUCAGAGUGAGCCUGUUAGACUGGCUAUUUUCACCCUUAAGGACGUGGCUGAGAAGCGCACCAGUCCAGGCGUGGGCGUGGUUGGUCUAACGCCCAUUGUGGGCGUGGUGGCCGGCGUGGUGUCUUCAGUGAUGGUGACCUGCGUGGUGAUGGUGUUGGUGGUGAGGUCACGGCGCCGACGCCUGCCACGCCCAGAGGUCAAGAUGGUGUACGACAAGGGUGCCAGCAGCCCCUCACAGGUCAGAGGUCAACAGGCGCCCACCUUGGAGAAUGAAGAUCCAGACCUCAUCCCUGUCAAUCACGAUCAGCAGAUGAAAGAGACAACGGGAGAUUAUAUGGCCGAAGAUCUACUUGAAGAACAACAACAGCAACAGCAACAGCAGCAGCAACACAGGCUUCAACAGCAUGAACUUCAGCACCACGACCUGCAACAUCAUGAUAUGCAACUUCGCGGCCUGCAGCAACACAGCGGCGUGCAGGACAGCUUCGCUGACAGCGACCUGUCGACCGGCCGACCUGUCGACGGUGAUCUUCAGAGCGACCUGCAGCAGGCCGACCCGAUAGUUCAGCAGCCUUAUGGAGCGUAUUAUAUGAAUCCAAGCAGACUGCUGCGGCAGGCCUCACUACCUACGAGGGAGAACGACCCCCUGUUGCUCCUGGGCCACACCAUGGGUGCCGCCGCCACACCUGCAGGCUGCACCUCUCCCCCUGGGGGCUAUCCUCCACACCUGUCCUCCAGCCACACCCUAUCAUCCUAUUCCCAUGAUAUGUCUUCCGCCCCCAAAUCCCCUUCAUACCCGCACGAUAUAUCCGCUGUUCAUACGCCUUUAUCAUACCACCGCGACGCGCGCUUCCCUUCUAGCAUGUCGGCCUUCCCGAGGGAGGAGUGUCUGCUCCCGAGGGAGGAGAGUCUGCUCCCGAGGGAAGACAGUCUGCUCCCUCAUCCCUACAGCCACCACCACUCCACCACUACCCUCCCAAAGUCCUAUUCGAGGGAUCUUGUCCCAUUAUCCUACGCUCAAGGGAUCCCAUCUCGCGCCUUCGCCCAUCAUCGUCUGAGUCUCGGCAGGAGCGAUAUGUUGUCGUUGGAGCGGGUGUCGCCGGCCUUGUCGUCUAACCGACGUGGGUCGACGUCUAUUGUCACCCCAGAGAGAGAAUCGCCACUCGGCCCGCUGAUCGGUCCUCUCUGUAGGGCUGACGACAUUGACUCAAGCCAGCGAGAGAGCUCGGUAUAGUCCUGAACAAGGGCGGCUCCCCCUCCCACGCACCAUGAGUCUAAGAGUGAAGUUAAAGUCACCUUGAUCGUUGGUGUCAACAGCAGUCUCGAGUGAUGACCUGUUUCAACAGCUUCCAGAGGUCAGCAGCUUUAGCAGCGUCCAGGGACAGGCUGUCACAACAAUUUCGAGAAACCAACAGCUUGGAUGAGCAGUUAAAUUAAUCUCCAAGGACCAAAGAGCUCAGUUGAAUCCCUAAGGUGUAACAGCUUUCUCAGUUGAGAAGUUUGAGCAGCUGCCAUGAACCAGGGACUACAGCAGUCAACAGCUGAUGCAGUAAUCACCAGGACUAAGCAGCUGCAGCAGUUAAUUGGGCCCAACAGCCCUAGGAUCAAGUAGAUGCGUCUGCUGCACGAGGCUUCAAGAACCAGCAGACACAGCAGUCUUCAAAGCCAACAGCUGCGGAAAUCUGCGCAAACGAGCAGCUGCAAAAGCUUUCACGGAAGAACAUCUCUUGCAGUUUCCAUGGGUUAUCUCCAGCAGACGUCAGCUACAAAGGCAUCCAGAGGUUACAAGCUUUCCAGUUGCUCCAUCAAAUCUAGGAUCCUGCAGCUUCAGCAGCUUCACAAGAUCCGUAGCAACAGCAGAUUUCAGAGACUAGCAGCUGCAGUGGUUAACAGGGAUCAGCAGCUGCUGCAUUCAAUUGUGAUCAGCAGUCUGCAGUUACCAGCGACAUCUUCAGCAGUCUACAGUGAUCAGCAAUUGUAGUAAACUGCAGUGAUCUGCAACUACAACAGUCUCCAGAGAGCAUCAACUACAGCAGCCUCAAGACCCAACGAGCUGUAGCAUCAUGCUGACUCCAGACUCUACAGCAUCCUUCAUUACAAUAUAUUAUCCUCAUCCCAAGGGAAAAGGAAGCAUCCUGCCCCCCAGCUCAUCACCCCCCAGAACUCCUAACGUGAACACGUUUAAUGGCCGGCUUGGGUGACUACCCGUCUCUUGGUAAACUGUCUCUUUGUACCCGUCUCAAAGUAGACUGUCUCCUGGUACCCGUCUUAAGCUAGACAGUCUCCUGGUACCCGUCUCAAGGCUACUGUAGAAACAGGUGAAGACGUCAGUAACCUUGUCGACACACUCUGGGAUCCUACCCAUUAACAAACCAUUGGCUUUGAACGUUCCCUUCAGUAUAUUAGCGAUGGAUAAAUACAGAGAAAUAUUUUAAGUACGCGUAGAAAACGACCAUUAAUACUAUUUUGUACCCGAACAGACAGGUUAAACGGGAUGUUCCAUGAACAUGUUGUGAAAUUGUGGAAAUAUUUCUUGGGAAAUGUAACCUCCUCAUAAUGAGGAAAUAAGCUUGGUGGUAACGAGGGGAGCUAAUGAGUAGCUCCUGAGGGGAGAGAGGUGUAGUUGAGAUUGAUCAGGUUGAUGCACUUUUCUUAAGGAUUGACGGAUUGUCUACUGUUGCUUGGCGAUUGUUCCAGCUGACAGGUUGCGUCUGUCACUGUUGUUCCUACUGUCUGUUUUCUAUGUAAUUUUUCCUCUAUUACUCAUCCUGUCUCUGUCUUUCUCUCCUCUAUUACACAGUAAUUGUCUGCUCUUCA
Molecule: messenger RNA, 4802 nt
Organism: Procambarus clarkii (red swamp crayfish)
Lineage: Eukaryota; Metazoa; Arthropoda; Malacostraca; Decapoda; Cambaridae
Source: RefSeq, a predicted model, not a curated record